GUGUGAUAAUGCUGUUCUGCUGUUAUUGUUUUGCGUAGUCCUGGCGGAGAACCGUGGCAACCAACCGAGAAUGCAAGAAUAUGUAGCCGCCACUUUGUUGGCAACAGAAAAAAUAACGUGGCGAACCAUCCUGCCUAUGUACCAUCAAUCUUCCCUCCUCUUUACAGACGUCCGCCUCCACUUGACUCAACAAGUGGAACGGAAAGAUUUGGCAAAUGGCAGAAAAGACACCAGGCAGAUGCAGCUGCUACAACUGUGCAAAGUACAGACCCCUCGAAUUCUGCUGAGAGUGCAAGGAGCACUGUACCAAGCUCUUGUGCAGCCCAAGAAAAUCCUGAAGCUGAAAUACGUGAUAUUUAGAGCAUCGAAACAGAUGAAGUUCUCCCCAACAUUGAAGAAGAUGAUGAUCCUGGGCUUUACCCUGAAAGUGUUCAGGUUGCUUCUACAGAAUGUGAGUGUUGUCACUCAAGAACACAUUGCAAGGAGCGUUGCAGUUGGUCCCAGCAGCAGAACGGGUUUUUUUUCCGCCUAUCACAGUAUCAUUGCAAGCCCAGAUUCUCUCAGAAGUCUCUGUGGUGUCGACGGCAACGUGCUUGCAUUACUGCUCGGUUUGUUGCCAACAGUGAGAGACAGGAGCAGCGACGUUACAGUUGAAAAUAAGCUGCUCAUAUUUUUAAUGAAAAUGAAGCUGGGCAUAUCAUUCUCUGCAGUUGUUACUCUUUUUGGAGUACAUGAGAAAACUGCGUCCCGUGCAUUCUACAGUGUGCUUCACACGCUCCUUGAAAUAACGAGGGAUUGGAUCUACAAGCCCCCGAUAACUGACAUAAUGUUGUCGCAGCCCUCUUGCUUUAAAGCAAAUUACCCACAGCGCACCCUCAUCAUCGACUGCACAGAACUGAAAACUGAAACCCCACCCGAGGUCAGGCAGCAACACAUGCUCUACUCUCCAUACAAAGGAACUUACACACUGAAAUUUCCUGUUGCUAUCAUCCCAAAUGGAAUCGUUGUCUUCAAGUCCAAACCAUAUGGUCGUAGAUGUUCGGAUACUCAUAUUAAAUUAGAUUUUAAAUUUCUCAACAUUAUUGAGGCCGAAGACACAAUUUUGGCUGACAGGGGCUUCCCAGGCAUCAGAACUUCCCUUGCUGAUAGAGUAAUCCUCAUAAUGCCACCUUUUUCAGCAGGAAGCACUAUUCCCUUCACGCCCGAGGAAAUAGAACAGACUUACUCAGUUGCUUCUGUCUGAAUACACGUAGAGGGAGCAAUUAAAAGGAUUAAGCAUUACAACAUCUUAAAUCACCGAGUACCAGUUUCACUGAUUUCACAUGUGUUGCAUUUUAGCAAACCUUUAGCCACCUUUGAUUUUGUCACAGUGAAUAGUCCGUAUUUAAAAUUCAUGCAACGGCUACAUAAACAGUGUAAAUAUUUUCUUGUUUGUCCUUUUGGUUACAUUUCUUUACUCCUUGGCAAAGUUAUUAUAUAAGUACAGCUGCUCUAAAGCUUGUUUACAUCCUGUUCCUGCAUUGCUGUUUUUCGCAUUUUUAAAAUUAUUUAAGAACUUGUUAUAAACUGCAGUAGCAGUGCCAGGAGGAUAACCAACAUCCUCCCAUUUCAGAGUAUCUGUACUUGUUUUUAAAUUUACGUUCAUAACAUGAGUAUUAAGUUGAAAUCAAUGCCACAGCUGUGUUACAUUUUAAUUGCACUUGUUGUCUUUCAUCAUUUUAGACCACUGUAUUUUGCAAGAAUGUUGAUUAAGUGCAUUUGUUAUAAUAAACAUUUCAUUCCUGGUGAAUAAGUACCACUGAAAAUGAGUCCAGCAAUAGCGUACAGUAGGCAUAGGCAUACACGAUACCCCCACAGUAUUCAUUAAGACCAUAUCGAUGUGCACUUAUCAUGUGAACUGCCUUAACAUAUGUACUAUGCAAUUUGACUGAGUUACUUCGUACCAAAUCAUUGUGGUAGGCAAGGCGAACUUGGCAAAGACACAAAAAUGUGUUGCGUUAUUUCUGUUCUGCGGUCGCAUUCCUGCUGCCUGAUACCAUAUACGCAACAGACUAAAAAGUCAUGUUGUGAAUUGGUAUGUUAUAUAAACAUUGACAACUAGUGCAGAGUUGCAAAUACAAGUAAUUUAUUCACAUAUUCACAAUAAAACUUUGAAAACAACAGCACCAGUCCAAUAUUUAUUAUCAAGCACAUGAUAACAGCACAAAUGCAGCCGGAAAAUUGUUCUUAAAUUGUGAGCAUUUUACUAGACUCGCUGGAGAUGUGAACAAGGUAAGGUGGCAGGCAAACAAACUUAAACCGUGGAUAAAUUACACACCAUGCAUGUUGCACAGUGUUUACACACUACGCAAAAAUUGACAACCAUCCAGUCAUUGCUACUCUUAGUAAUUGCAUGACAAAUAAAAAAGCAAGGAAAGAACACGGACACAUCAACAAACACUUUUAAGAGCAACAACAGUUGUAUAAAGAGCAAAACCAGGUAAAUCCUAAAAAGUCCUAUUAUAAUUCGCCAGCACCUAGUAUGUGACAGCUUCAAUUUUAUCUCUGCAAGUUACUAUCCAAAACAAACGAUCUACGCAGUGCUUCUGUGUUUUAAUGACGCCUCCUAUAAUGUAAGAAUAUCAUAGUAGAGACAUUUGUUGUAGAAACAAUACAAAAGCAAUCUAUCAGUACGACCUUUCAUUUGUGAUGAAGCAUUUAAUAAUAAAU
This is a messenger RNA of Rhipicephalus sanguineus (brown dog tick), 2709 nucleotides long. RefSeq lists its product as uncharacterized. Lineage: Eukaryota; Metazoa; Arthropoda; Arachnida; Ixodida; Ixodidae. The transcript is spliced from 3 exons. The coding region runs from base 71 to 1243 and encodes 390 amino acids. The record is from RefSeq and is a predicted model, not a curated record.